This is a messenger RNA of Harmonia axyridis, 2573 nucleotides long. RefSeq names its product G patch domain-containing protein 1 homolog. Gene Ontology annotation, cellular component: nucleus. The coding region runs from base 169 to 2430 and encodes 753 amino acids. Lineage: Eukaryota; Metazoa; Arthropoda; Insecta; Coleoptera; Coccinellidae. The transcript has 4 exons. The record is from RefSeq and is a predicted model, not a curated record. Gene Ontology annotation, molecular function: RNA binding. Gene Ontology annotation, biological process: mRNA processing.
AAAAUAAAUGAGGUUAUGUGAUGGGAAAACGAUGUGUUUCUUUUUUCAAUUAUAGGCAUUUGGGAAAUCAAUAAUCUAUUACUCAAUGUACAAUUCACAUUUUACAUUAUAAUAACAAUUUUCAACGAAUGUUCAAUUCGAUAAAAGUGAUUUAUGCGAUAAUAAAAAAUGUCUGAUAACGAGGAGGAAAACUUCUGUUUUUACGGAAAACCAUUGGAUCCGUAUGAUGAAGAUGCUUUUCCAAAAAAGAGACCCAUUACUGUGGAAGAACAAAUCGCCACAGAUUCUCAAGGAAGGAGAAGAUUCCAUGGAGCCUUCACUGGAGGAUUUUCAGCUGGAUUCUUCAAUACUGUCGGAUCAUUAGAAGGUUGGACCCCCACUGAAUUCAAAAGCAGUCGAAGUGAAAAACAAAAACAUGUAGUUCAAAAUGCUGAAGAUUUUAUGGAUGAUGAGGAUAUGGGUGAAUUUGGAUUUGCGCCGCAAUCUAUUCGUGCUACAAAAGAUUAUGACACUAGCAAAAAAAGAAAACGAAAGGUAUUUUCCCAUGGACCAAUUCCUGGAGAACCAGUUCUACAUACAUUGCUCACUGCUGGGAAUGAGACAGUUGGUUAUCUGCUCUUGAAAAACAUUGGAAUUAAGGAAAAAAUAAAAAAUAGAAAUGAAGAAUUUUCUUCUAGUAAUAGAACUUAUGGUUGCGAAAUGCCAAAUACAUCAUCUUUAUCUGAAACAUUGGAAACUAAAGAUUAUGAAUUACCAGAUUUUUAUAAAAAAUUCUUAUUGAAUCCGAAAAAUGAUACAUUCAGUUUAGGUUAUGUGGGUUUAGAUAAAAGUCAUGUAAAUUUAUUUAGAAGCUCAGAUUUAAUUUUACAAGAGAAAAAUAAGAAGUUAUCUAUACGUGGCCAAGCUUUUGGUGUUGGUGCAUUUGAAAAUGAUGAUGAUGAUAUUUAUGCAAAAGAAGAUAUGUCCAAUUAUGAUUUUGAGCUCACAAAGGAAAAAGAAAAAAUCAAAAAUAAAUUGAAUGGAUCAUCUGAUAGUAUUUUUAACAUAUUCAUUAAGGCUAGAGUUAAUACAUUUCGAAGAGAAAUCUAUCCUCCUCCAGUUAUUCCAAAGAGUUUUACUGGAAAGUAUAAAGUUAAAAAAUCUAGGUUUGAACCUAUUGCAACUCCUGAAGUAGAAAGCAUCGACAGAAGAAAGAUUGAUUCAACUCAGAGAGCUAAACUACUAGGAGAAGAAAUUAAUGAAAAUGUUACUGCAUCAAAAACUAUUUCUUCAAAUUUUGAAAGUAAUUAUGUUCAUGAAAAAUAUGUCAAAAAAGAGAAAAAUAUAGAGAGUAAUAAUGAUAUUAUGAAAGCUACAACUAGUCAGAUUCCUAAACGUCAAUUUGAUCCAAGUAGUUUAUGGGAUGAUCGCUUUGUGUCUGGUACACAAAAUGAUGAUGCAACAAAUAUCUUAGUUCCUGUUGAAAAAUAUGAGAGUGAUUAUUACUCUAAGGAAAUGAAAGAUGCAGCAAAAAUGAAAAUGUUUGGACCCCUUACUAGAAUUUCAGAAGAUUGGCAGCCAUGUGCAUUAUUGUGUAAAAGAUUCAAUGUUCCAGAGCCGUUUACUGAUAAACCACGUUCAUCCCAAAGUAGAACCAAAAUGAAGAAUCUCAUUUUUGAAUAUCAGAAACAUCACGAAGAAAAUGUUGCAUUCAAAUCAGGUUUAACCCAAGUAAAUCCUGAAAAAGAAUUAAUCACAAUGACUGAAAACCAAGUUGACAGUAAUUCAACACCAGAAGCAAUAGAAGAAACAAAAUGUGAUGGUGAUAUUUCUGAAAUAAAAAUUGAGGACGUUAAGCAAGAAGUCGUAGAAAUCCAGGAAAAUAGUGAAAAAAUAUCUGAAGUAGAAAAUGAAGCAGUCGAAAAAGUGGUAGAUAUUACUGAUAGACUGAACAUUGAAGAUAAAGGGGAUCUAUUCAGGGCCGUCUUUUUGAGUAGUAGUGAUGAAUCAGAAGAUGAGCAAAGUGAAGAUAAAGAUGAAACAUUGGAAAAACAAGAUGAUACACCUGACAUUCGAGAACUCGAAUUGAAGUCAAAUAUUCUUGGUGAAGAUUUGCAAAUUCCGAAAAUUAAACCCAUCAAAGAAGGUAUACUGUCAGGGAUACAGUUCAAAAGUUUGCACACUUUCUCAAAACCAGUUUUUGAGGUCAAGACAUCCAAUAACGAUUUGAAUACACCAGAAUUGUAUGGUCCUAAGCUGCCUGAGAAAAAGCAGAUAAAUAUUUCUUCUACUAUUACUACUACUUCUGAAAUAAGAUCAAAUAAUUAUUCUGACAGCAGUGAUGAUCAAUGGGUAGAAAAAGACCAAGUUGGAAAAUUGAAAAAGAAGAAAGAGAAAAAAAGCAAAUCUUCACAUAAAAAGAAACAUAAGCACAAAAAGAAGAAAAAAUAAUCCAUUUCCGAAUGUAGUAUUAGAUUCAGAGAGAUUCCUGUGGAGGAUAUAUACCUGUAGGCUGUGAUCAAAAUGAUUUGUAAAUAUUUAAAAUUAAACUAAUUUAUGAAAAUAUUAUGUAGAUUGAAAUAAACAUAUAGGCA